Molecule: messenger RNA, 2176 nt
Organism: Rosa rugosa (rugosa rose)
Lineage: Eukaryota; Viridiplantae; Streptophyta; Magnoliopsida; Rosales; Rosaceae
Exons: 11
Coding region: 126-1910 (594 amino acids)
Biological process (GO): 'de novo' IMP biosynthetic process
Cellular component (GO): cytosol
Molecular function (GO): IMP cyclohydrolase activity; phosphoribosylaminoimidazolecarboxamide formyltransferase activity
Source: RefSeq, a predicted model, not a curated record
GCUGAGAAAACCCUUUUGAGAUAGCCGUUUGUUUGCCGCCGAAAGUCAUCGUUCUGUCUUUCUGGUUCUGACUACCAAUACCAUCUCUCUGAAAUUCGUGUAGAGAGAGAGAAAGAGAGAGAGAUAUGCUUGGUUUGUCCGCUGCUGCUCCUGCUCCUGCGGCCAUAACACCCAACACCAAUCUUGUCCUGCUUUUCUCCACCAAACUCCCAAUUACUCAUUCGUCUUCUUUAUCUUCUUUCACCGCGUCUUGCUCACUCAGGAACUCAUCUCGCACUUGUACUCCAAUCAAAGCCAUGGCUGCCCAAGAGCCUCAAUCCCCUGCCUCAGGUGAUAGGCAGGCUCUGAUAUCUUUGUCAGACAAAAGCAAUCUUGCUUUCUUAGGCAACGGGCUUCAGAACUUGGGAUAUAAAAUUGUUUCCACUGGAGGAACUGCAUCUGCUUUAGAAAGUGCCGGGGUGUCUGUUACAAAAGUUGAAGAAAUUACUUGCUUCCCGGAGAUGCUCGAUGGUCGUGUAAAAACUUUACACCCCAACAUUCAUGGGGGUAUCCUUGCUAGAAGAGACCAAAAACAUCAUGUGGAAGCUCUUAGUAAUCACGGAAUUGGUACAUUCGAUGUGGUUGUGGUGAAUUUAUAUCCCUUUUAUGAUAAAGUUACUUCAAAGGGAGGAAUAGAAUUUGAGGAUGGAAUCGAGAAUAUAGAUAUUGGUGGUCCUGCCAUGAUUAGAGCUGCUGCAAAGAAUCACAAAGAUGUCCUGGUGCUUGUUGAUUCAGAAGACUAUCCUGCACUGCUAGAAUAUCUUAAAGCAGACAAGGAUGAUCAACAAUUCCGAAGAAACCUUGCGUGGAAGGCUUUUCAACAUGUUGCUUCUUAUGAUUCUGCUGUUUCUGAGUGGCUGUGGAGGCAGACUACCGAAGAUAAAUUCCCUCCUAGCUUAACAGUUCCUCUAUCACUCAAAAGUCCCCUUCGGUAUGGUGAAAAUCCUCAUCAAAAGGCUGCAUUUUAUGUUGAUAAGAGUCUUUCUGAGGUUAAUGCUGGUGGUAUUGCAACUGCUAUCCAACAUCAUGGAAAGGAGAUGUCAUAUAAUAACUAUUUAGAUGCUGAUGCAGCUUGGAAUUGUGUGUCAGAGUUCAGAAGUCCUACCUGUGUUGUUGUAAAGCAUACAAAUCCUUGUGGUGUAGCAUCACGUGCUGAUAUACUUGAAGCAUACAGGCUUGCUGUCAAAGCAGAUCCAGUGAGUGCAUUCGGUGGCAUCGUCGCUUUCAACAUAGAGGUUGAUGAGGCUCUUGCUAAAGAAAUCCGAGAGUUUAGAAGCCCAACAGAUGGUGAAACUCGGAUGUUUUAUGAGAUUGUGGUUGCACCCAAGUAUUCAAAGAAAGGUCUUGAAAUCCUUCGUGGAAAAUCAAAGACUCUGAGGAUUCUCGAGGCAAGUAAAAAUGAGAAAGGAAAACUUUCGCUUAGACAGGUCGGUGGUGGGUGGUUAGCCCAGGACUCGGAUGAUUUAAGUCCCCAAGAUAUCGAGUUUAAUGUUGUGUCUAAGAAGUCUCCACAAGAAAGUGAGCUCAGUGAUGCAGAGUUUGCAUGGUUGUGUGUCAAACAUGUCAAAAGCAAUGCAAUUGUAAUAGCAAAGAAUAACUGUAUGUUGGGUAUGGGAAGUGGACAGCCGAACCGUCUGGAGAGUUUAAGAAUAGCACUGAGGAAAGCAGGAGAGGAGGUCAAGGGUGCAGCUUUGGCUAGCGAUGCCUUCUUCCCAUUCGCUUGGAAAGAUGCCGUGGAAGAAGCAUGUGAAAGUGGAGCAAGUGUUAUUGCAGAACCUGGUGGCAGUAUAAGAGACGGAGAUGCUAUAGAUUGUUGCAACAAGUAUGGUGUUUCACUUGUUUUCACUAAUGUGAGGCACUUCAGGCAUUAAUAACGGACUUUAGUUUUGGUCCUUGCUCUACUUUUAUCAAGCACCUUUGCUCAGAGCCCAGAAUCUAGUUUUUUCGUUGGAUCACUAGGUUUGUUUUCCUCUCAUGGAGAAAAAUUCCUGCAGUCAUGUUUCUUGUACAAUCUGAAUGAUGCAUGUAUUUCGGCUACCAUAGAUUUUGUCUCUGUAUUCAGUCAAGCUGAAUCACUAAUGUCAAGAAUUAUAAGGUUAUCUAUUUAUCUGAAGUUCGUAACAAGAACUAAUAAUCA